UGGACUUCCGGCAUCCGUCGUCCGGAAUUGCGCUCGACGGGGAGACUGGGAUGCGCUGCAGGUACGAAACUAGUUGACUGGCCAGGGUGUUUCACGUGGGAGCAGCAGACGGAGAGGAGAGUGCGCGGUGAUGUAUGGAAAGGAGCCCUGCAGCAUCGACAGUACGAGGGCAUGGGUAAGAUUGGCGAUGUGAGUGCACGUCGAGGUUGUUCGCUUCGCUCCCGACGGCAAGCGCAUGCAGGCAGCAGAAGCCUUGCAGCUGUGGCUCGUGCAAACGGGGACGAUGCCGUGCACCUCGUCGCUCAGAGCGUGGGUUAUACGAGACGUAUAAAUGGAAACUGGAUGGACACCUCGGCCGGAGCGCCGUUUUGGACGGCAACGCUUCGCCACUCGCCGCCUCGUCGCACUCGUCACAUGUGUUUGGACGAAGCAAUUCGACAAGUCGCAAGGACGGACGGAGGAGGCGCGAGCCUAUUAGUCGUACGGGUGAGUGCCAGCGCACCACUCAGCUCGCGCCGCGCAAACACAAACGGGCCAGGGAGGAAGAUUCGUAGAAGCAAGUCGGGACGACAGGCGCGGUAUGUCAGCAAGACGGGCGCGCGCGAUUCGUGGGCACAUCGUUAGUCCCGGGUGGAAGACGUUGGUGACGCCGCGUCGUUUGGGGAGGCCCGAAAAGUAUUUGGCAGGGUCGGGCAGGGCCGUGCCUCCUUUCUUGGGCAAGGGCGAGGGCGGCGAGGGGGAAGGAACGAGGCAGCUCCCGCCCGCCUUCAUCCCACUUCCACGCCCACCUUCGCCAAACCGCCCACCUUCAUCACACCCCUCCUCUUCCUCUCUCUCUCCCCAACACCGCCCCGCCACUCCUUCAUCUUCGCUUGCUUCUA
Messenger RNA from Neohortaea acidophila, 881 nucleotides. RefSeq lists its product as uncharacterized. The coding region runs from base 172 to 624 and encodes 150 amino acids. NCBI's taxonomy places the organism in Eukaryota, Fungi, Ascomycota, Dothideomycetes, Mycosphaerellales, Teratosphaeriaceae. The transcript has a single exon. The record is from RefSeq and is a predicted model, not a curated record.